Messenger RNA from Fonsecaea nubica, 366 nucleotides. RefSeq lists its product as hypothetical. The record is from RefSeq and is a predicted model, not a curated record. The transcript has 2 exons. NCBI's taxonomy places the organism in Eukaryota, Fungi, Ascomycota, Eurotiomycetes, Chaetothyriales, Herpotrichiellaceae. The coding region runs from base 1 to 366 and encodes 121 amino acids.
AUGGGCGUGAUCUUGGUUCCGCUCUUUGGAAUCCUCUGUGCCAUUUGCACGUCCACGUCCACCUCGGCUGUGAACCCGCGCACAAUCUCAACAGAGAUGCGUUGUGGAUUGGCAGUCGACGCCUCGGCAAAGAACUACCGGACCACGUUCGCGUAUCUUCCACCAUCUUACUCCAUCUGGCCUGAUGCUAUAUUCGCCGGCACCAGUAGGCCUACGGAUCUGACCCUGGGUGACCAAGACUGGUUCCAUGUAUCCUGGGAGACAUCAGUAGACGAAGUUGUCUCGGGAGGUGACAGCUCGACACAGUGCUUCUAUUUCGACCCUCCGGUCGACGUGGCCCGUCUCGUUGGACACGCUUUGGCCUGA